Messenger RNA from Lathyrus oleraceus (garden pea), 396 nucleotides. RefSeq lists its product as uncharacterized. The transcript has a single exon. Lineage: Eukaryota; Viridiplantae; Streptophyta; Magnoliopsida; Fabales; Fabaceae. The record is from RefSeq and is a predicted model, not a curated record. The coding region runs from base 1 to 396 and encodes 131 amino acids.
AUGUCUCUUUCUCAAUUUUUGAUCAAGGCAGAUGUGUACUUCAACGGAGCUUCACCUCCCAUAGAGUUCCGACUUCCGGAUGGCACGACAUCUCUCGCCGGCCUGAUGUCCAAGUUGAAUGAAUUGUUGGCCGAUACCAAAAACAGAAAGGUGGGGAAGAUUGAGUUUCGUGAAGAUUGGAUUGACACUGACGGGAGGAUGAAAUACAACCUUAUUGAGUUGAAGACAUGUGAAAAUGUGAAGGAUAUUUGGAGAUCAUUUCCCCGUAGGAUAACAAAUGGAUCGAUAGAGUUAGAUGCUAAGAUUUCAAGGUCUAUCGAUGACAUAAUGAAGAGGAUGAGACGUCUAGAAUCAUCUGGUAGUGCCUGGAUUUUCUUAUUUAUCACAAUUUUUUAA